AUGUCGAAUAUAAGAAAAUUAUCAGCGUUCCGUCAGCUAUCUUUAAAUUGCUCGCCAACUCCGGAACAGCGAAGAAAAACUUUAAAAAAACAAUUUUCCGAGGACAUACCGGAUUAUAAAGAAAAAUGGAUCGAUCCUGGAAUAGGAAUCAAAAUAUCGCUGAAUACUAAAACCAGCCGAAAUCUGGACCGUCCUCCUCCAAUCAGGAUAGCCUGGGAGGAAAACACACCACAAUUAAAAGCAGAGGACGCGGUGAUCAUAAAAAAAUGCAAGGAAGUAAGAAGGGGUUCUACCGGCAAACUGUCCAAGCAGAAUUCUUUGGAAAAGAACUCUAUUCUGCAUUCAAAACACGAACUAACGGAAAGAUUCAAACAAAACGUCAAAGAGAAAGAACCGGAGAAAACUAAUCUUAAAAUAUUCUUAGCGCACAACCCCAAAGAGCAAGCCGAUGAAAUAUAUAGUAGCCAACAAGACAGAGACACUGAACAGUAUCUAGAAAAAAAUUACGAAAGGCCAAAGCUUAUUCAACCGUUAAUGUCAAAUGUAAGUAAUAACAGUAAAAAUUUGUUUCAAAUUCGUAGAAACUUCAAACCCAAAAUUAAUCUAGCUGAAAUCGCUUACUCUCCAACAAGAUCCAGCGAAGUAGACACAAACAUUGCAAGAAAUGACACUGUAGUCGUAGUACCAAUGGUAGAGAAAGAACAACUUACACCUAAGCAAGGUAGCGCUGAACAGCUAGGCAAAGACGACUUAAAACCCAUAGAUUCCAUAAUAAUAAGACCCGUGACGGCAGCUUCCAAACGCGAAAAAUUCCAAAAACGGACAAAUUCAGCAUUUAACAACACUAUUAACGAAUCACCACACAACAGGCCACCACUGAUCAGGUCAUCUUCCGCUCCCAGUAAAUCAGAACGGGGCAGACAAAAGUUUUCAGCCACCAAACGUAAAAUAAAAACUAUUAAGAGAGUCCAUUUAAAAACCAAUAUAGGAGGAGACGAAAUCGAAGAAAACGCUUGUAACAAAGAAAAUCCUAAAAGUCAAAAAGUGCUGAACCGUACAGCGGUCGUGAACGGAUCGGAAAUCGUCACCAUGGUGUCUUUAGUCAGUCCGGCUGGAAGCGAUGCGGAGGAAGAGACAGAGAAAGAGGAAACAAAGGAGAAAUGUAAAAACAAAACAGCAAACGUUAAAAACGCUGCUCCGAGAGACGAAAGAGAAUCGCCAAAGAAUAUGUCUCUGAGAAAAACUGUCAAAUCAGUGUCAUUUCAGCAGUCAAGUAUACAUGCCAUUAGGAGUUUUUCUGCGAGUUUUCCUGGGAGACGCGGUUCUGUGGCCACCGCCCUUAUGUUGGGCAACAAUUCCAAGACUAAUUUGCACAGUACAAAAGCACAAGAAAAACGAAGUACAAAUUCGAACACGCCAGAUGACGACGAGAGAGUGCCAAAGCGACGCCUGCUCAGAAGCGAUACUCAGGAAAAACAGAACCCCGUCAGUUCUAAAGAGCCCAAACACGUCGAACAGAACGAUUCCACUGAUACCGAGGAAAAACCGGCGAAUGAACCUAAUUUUUCAGUUGCUAUAAAAACGAAAACCAUUGAGGAGGUCGACGAUUCUACGCCAGCGACCAAUGGGAGUAAAAUUCAAACCGAAGCGAAAGUGGAAAUCCAUCCUGAAGAAGUAGUAAAAGUUAAAGAUGAUGCAAAAUAUGAAUCCCAAAAAGAGAAGCAGUGUUGGGAUCUUUACUGCAAAAUGACAGAGAAGGGCAUUAACGUAUCUUUUGAUACGAUUCUGAGAGGGAUGCUGACGCCUACUGAAUAUAGAAUAAGUAGAAAGAAUAAUUUUGUACCAGAGCCCGAAGAACCAAAUGCUUGCUGA
Messenger RNA from Anoplophora glabripennis (Asian longhorned beetle), 1872 nucleotides. RefSeq lists its product as uncharacterized. Lineage: Eukaryota; Metazoa; Arthropoda; Insecta; Coleoptera; Cerambycidae. The transcript has 3 exons. The record is from RefSeq and is a predicted model, not a curated record. The coding region runs from base 1 to 1872 and encodes 623 amino acids.